Molecule: messenger RNA, 3235 nt
Organism: Pteropus alecto (black flying fox)
Lineage: Eukaryota; Metazoa; Chordata; Mammalia; Chiroptera; Pteropodidae
Gene: HSPH1
Product: heat shock protein family H (Hsp110) member 1
Exons: 17
Coding region: 30-2558 (842 amino acids)
Biological process (GO): protein folding
Cellular component (GO): cytosol; nucleus
Molecular function (GO): ATP-dependent protein folding chaperone; ATP binding
Source: RefSeq, a predicted model, not a curated record
AUUAGAUUUUUUUCUCUUGUCAGUUAACAAUGUCUGCGUUUAUGCUUUUUAACUUUUCUUGGAACGUGUUUUGUAUAUCUUCUAGGUCAGUCAUAUCAUUUGGAUCAAAAAACAGAACAAUUGGAGUUGCAGCCAAAAAUCAGCAAGUCACUCAUGCAAACAACACUGUGUCUAACUUCAAGAGGUUUCAUGGCCGAGCAUUCAGUGACCCGUUCAUUCAAAAGGAGAAGGAAAACUUGAGUUAUGAUUUGGUUCCGAUGAAAAAUGGAGGAGUUGGAAUAAAGGUGAUGUACUUGGACGAAGAACACCUGUUUAGUGUGGAGCAGAUAACAGCCAUGCUGUUGACUAAGUUAAAGGAAACUGCUGAAAACAACCUCAAGAAACCAGUAACAGAUUGUGUCAUUUCAGUCCCCUCUUUCUUCACAGAUGCAGAGAGGCGGUCUGUGUUAGAUGCUGCACAAAUUGUUGGCCUUAACUGCUUAAGACUUAUGAAUGACAUGACAGCCGUUGCUUUGAAUUAUGGAAUUUAUAAGCAGGAUCUCCCAGGCCUAGAUGAGAAACCGCGGGUAGUGGUUUUUGUUGAUAUGGGACACUCCGCCUUUCAAGUGUCUGCCUGUGCCUUUAACAAGGGGAAAUUGAAGGUACUGGGAACAGCUUUUGAUCCUUUCUUAGGAGGAAAAAACUUUGACGAAAAGUUAGUGGACCAUUUUUGUGCAGAAUUUAAAACUAAGUACAAGUUGGAUGCAAAAUCCAAAAUCCGAGCACUGCUACGCCUGUACCAGGAGUGCGAGAAGCUGAAGAAGCUGAUGAGCUCCAACAGCACAGACCUGCCCCUCAACAUCGAGUGCUUCAUGAACGACAAGGACGUUUCGGGAAAGAUGAGCAGGGCGCAGUUUGAAGAGCUCUGUGCUGAACUCCUGCAAAAGAUCGACGCCCCCCUUCGUUGGCUGAUGGAACAGACUCAGCUCAAAGCAGAAGACGUGAGUGCUGUCGAGAUCAUUGGAGGCGCUACACGAAUUCCAGCCGUGAAAGAAAAAAUUGCCAAAUUCUUUGGAAAAGAUGUUAGCACGACACUGAAUGCAGAUGAAGCAGUGGCCAGAGGGUGCGCACUGCAGUGUGCAAUCCUGUCCCCAGCAUUUAAAGUUCGAGAGUUUUCCAUCACGGAUGCAGUUCCUUUUCCAAUAUCGCUGGUCUGGAGCCACGAUUCGGAAGAUACCGAAGGUGUUCACGAAGUGUUCAGUCGAAACCACGCUGCACCCUUCUCCAAAGUCCUCACCUUCCUGAGAAGCGGCCCUUUCGAGCUGGAGGCCUUCUAUUCUGACCCUCAAAGCGUCCCAUAUCCAGAAGCGAAAAUAGGCCGCUUCGUAGUUCAGAAUGUUUCCGCACAGAAGGAUGGAGAAAAAUCCAGAGUGAAAGUAAAAGUGCGCGUCAACAGCCAUGGCAUCUUCACCAUCUCGACGGCGUCGAUGGUGGAGAAGGUCCCCACCGAGGACAGCGAGCUGCCUUCCGUGGAAGCGGACGUGGAGGGUCAGAGCCAGAGACCCCCAGAAAACCCAGACUCUGAGAAAAGUAUCCAGCAAGACAGCAGUGAAGCUGGAACACAGCCCCAGGUACAAACUGAUGGUCAGCAGACCUCACAGUCUCCCCCUUCACCUGAACUUACCUCAGAAGAAAACAAAACCCCAGAUGCUGACAAAGCAAACGAAAAGAAAGUUGACCAGCCUCCAGAAGCUAAAAAACCCAAAAUAAAGGUGGUGAACGUGGAGCUUCCUGUCGAAGCCAACUUGGUCUGGCAGCUGGGUAGAGACCUGCUCAAUAUGUACAUCGAGACAGAGGGUAAGAUGAUAAUGCAGGAUAAGCUGGAGAAGGAGAGAAACGACGCCAAGAACGCGGUGGAGGAGUGCGUGUACGAGUUCCGGGACAAGCUGUGUGGGCCGUACGAGAAGUUCGUGGGUGAGCAGGACCAUCAGAACUUCUUGAGGCUGCUCACGCAGACCGAGGACUGGCUCUACGAGGAGGGGGAGGACCAGGCCAAGCAGGCGUAUGUGGACAAGCUGGAGGAGCUGAUGAAAAUUGGCACUCCGAUUAAAGUUCGGUUUCAAGAAGCUGAGGAGCGGCCAAAAGCGUUUGAAGAACUAGGACAGAGGCUGCAGCACUACGCCAAGAUAGCAGCUGACUUCAGAGACAGCGAUGAGAAAUAUAACCAUAUUGACGAGUCUGAAAUGAAAAAGGUCGAGAAGUCCGUGAAUGAAGCGAUGGAGUGGAUGAAUAACGUCAUGAACGCUCAAGCUAGAAAGAGUCUCGAUCAGGACCCAGUUGUGCGUGCUCAGGAGAUUAAAGCGAAAAUAAAGGAGUUGAACAACACUUGUGAACCUGUCGUAACACAACCCAAACCAAAAAUCGAAUCACCCAAACUGGAAAGAACUCCAAAUGGCCCAAAUACUGACAAAAAGGAAGACAACCUAGAUCAAGGCAAAAACGUGGGUGCUGACCCUCCACAGCAGAACGGCGAGUGUUACCCCAAUGAGAAGAGCUCCGUCAGCAUGGACUUGGACUAGGUGACCUGCGACGGGCUUCGCCCUUCACCUGACAUGUUUUUGCCAUAGUAUGUGACUCUUCAUAACACACCGAGACUAUUUAUAUUUUCUUUUUUAAGAAUGUUUAGAAAUUUUGUGUAUUAUAUAUGAAAAAAAGAAAAAGCUUGUCUGUAGUCUUUAUGAUCCUAAAAGGGAAAAUUGCCUUGGUAACUUUCAGAUUCCUGUGGAAUUGUGAAUUCAUACUAAGCUUCUGUGCAGUGUUACCAUUUGCAUCACUGAGGAUGAAAUUGACUUUUGUCUUUUGGAGAAACCAAAACAACUGUACUGCUUGCUCGAGGGCUGUGGGUUUCCCUUUAGCGUUCGCUCCUGCCAAGGUAGUUUUCUUGCAUUUCGCUCUCCAUUCCGGCAUGUGUGUGGAUGUUUAUAAAUGAGACCGUCUGAUUUCCUAAGGGCUUUCUAAGAUUCUGUCCAGUAGAAUGACUCUUUCCUUUGAUAUUAAAAUUUUGCCGAGUAAUGCAGACACUAGUGAAAUGUGUUAGCAGCAUGCAGAACAAACACUUUAAAACAUAUCUCGCUAUACAGUGCAUUUGUCACGUGAAGGUGUAAAAUGGAAGAGAUGUGGAUUCUGUUUGUAACCGGUAUUGUGAAGCCUUUUAUGAGCUUUAAAAUAAAGUUCAUCUCAUGGUGUCGUUUCUAAA